Messenger RNA from Westerdykella ornata, 719 nucleotides. RefSeq lists its product as uncharacterized. NCBI's taxonomy places the organism in Eukaryota, Fungi, Ascomycota, Dothideomycetes, Pleosporales, Sporormiaceae. The record is from RefSeq and is a predicted model, not a curated record. The transcript is spliced from 2 exons. Bases 150 to 551 code for a protein of 133 amino acids.
AAAGUUUACCGGAAUUUGUGGUCCUCACCCAAAACCGGCCGGUCGCCACAUAGACCGCGUUCUACGUUCCUUUACCGAUCUAGAUCCCUUGUUGGGUCUCGAAGUAUAUCCCAGCAUACUAUACCGUUUCGUCCUUUCCCGCACCAGUCAUGAGCACCUUUACGAGGCCACACAGACCGGAUAUACCCUCAGAAUUUCGCUCCUUUGCUUACAAAAGAUGCGGGCUAUGGGAUUUGCGGAUUCUUGAAAGAUACGCAGUUCGACUAUCCACGUACCUACUUACUAUGGAGUACGCUACGCCAACAGCGCUAUUCAACUUUUUCGAUUCUUGUUCCUUUCUAUUCAGCGAGCGCGAGGGCUCGGCCCGUUUUACGUUAUUGCUGCUUCUUUUUCACACCUUUUUCUCUCUUCUUCUUUUUUCCGUUUCCCUUCUUGUAUACAUUUUGCUAUAUAGCAGGGAGCGUGGUUUCUCCCUUCUUUUUCUGCCCCUUUUCAACUUUUUGGAUUUGAGGGACCCCAGCAAGCAAGCGUACUACUGUAUUACCCAGUAAUGUAAUUGGAUCAGGGAUGGGGGAAAAGAUGCGAUCGAUACCUAUUCUCUACAACUUCCUCUCUUUCACUCACACUCUCCCUCGCUGCAGCGACGUCUGCACCUCCUUUUCCCCCCGAGUCCGGCCGCACACAAUCGCCAAUGGAUGAGUACCCACUGUUGGUUGGAU